AGUUUUAAUUUACGAACCCCUUAGCUGCUUAAACAGCGAGACAAUGACAUCCAAACACGUGCCCCCUCUAUGAGCAGACACGACACGUGUCUGACAUGCCUGGCCUUACGAAACACGUAAGUCCUUCCCCACCCCCCUCAAAUGCAUCAUUAUAAAAAGAAGCUGUGCAAGUUCCCGAAGAAUCAUCCGAUUAUCUACACUACCAACCUACUUCAAUCAUAUCCUGCUCCAUCUAUCUGCUGCAAAGCCAAUAACCAAAGAAGCAAGCACAGCAAAAUGACUGGUGGUAUUGGAAUUCCAAUAUGCGUGCAGUGCGGAACGCACAGCAACCCAUGCCGGUGCAAGGUGGUUGGCCCUACCUUGGGGUUCCUGGCCUUCGCCGCGGCGGCGAUCGUGGAGUGGCCUGUGGGGGCUCUUGUCUACUGCUUCCGCCACAUGAAGGGUCGCCGAAUUAUGGCUCAUCCGGCCACCGUUGUUUACCCCAAAGUUACCAAUUCCAUUCCCAUUUGAUCCAUCAUCAUCUAUCUGCUGCUUUCUUGUAAUAGUAUCCAAUCCAUGGAACCAACUCUUGCAUGCUCUCUGUGUUCAUGUAAAAGCCCUACUUACUUGUUUCGUUAACUAGUGCUACUGCUCCUUUUGUCUGUUUUCCACCUC
Molecule: messenger RNA, 654 nt
Organism: Rosa rugosa (rugosa rose)
Lineage: Eukaryota; Viridiplantae; Streptophyta; Magnoliopsida; Rosales; Rosaceae
Exons: 1
Coding region: 142-510 (122 amino acids)
Source: RefSeq, a predicted model, not a curated record